CUGAGAUGGGGCCUAAGAAGGCAGUUGCUGCACCAGAGGAAGGCAAGGAGAAGGCAGUGGCUACAGGAUCCAGUAAGGUUAAAAGAAAAUCUAUCAAGCUGGUCAAGACCCAAUCGCAUCCCCCGACCCUGGCGAUGGUGGUGGAGGCGCUGAAAAAGAACACGGAGAGGAAAGGAACCUCUGUGCAGGCCAUUCGGAGCAGGAUUCUGGUGGCACAUCCCACUGUGGAUCCGCUAAGGCUAAAGUUCUUGCUACGGACGGCUCUGAACAAAGGGCUAGAGAAGGGCAUUCUGAUCCGACCCCUAAACUCUAGUGCAACAGGAGCUACGGGACGAUUCAAACUUGCCAAACCAGUAAAGGCUCCCAAGGCUGGAAAAGAGGAGAAUGCAGCAUCUGAAAAUGUUGACCCAAAUGCUGAGGUGAAACCCCAAAAGAAGGCCCCAAAGAAAGAAAAGAAGGCUAAAACUGACAAAGAACCCAAAGGUGAGAAACCCAAAGCUGGAGCUAAAAAGGCAAAGGAAGAGUCUGAUGAAAAGCCAAAAGCUGCCAAAUCGAAGAAAGAUACUGAAGCAAAAGAAGGUGAGAAGGCUAAAGCUCCGGCAAAGAAACCAAAAGCCAAAACAGAGGCUGCCAAAGCUGAGGGGGAAACCAAGGCCAAGAAGGAGCCAGCCAAAGCCAAAGCCAAGGAAGCCAAGGCAGAGGCUGCAAAAGCACAGAAGGACUCGGCAGAGGAAGGAGCUCCGGUAAAGGCCGGCAAGAAAGGGAAGAAGUGACCAUAAUCAUGACUGAUACUUUUAACUCUGUAAAUCUGGUUUUAAUGUUUAAUUCUAUAAAUAAAGUGUUAAGUUAUUUUUCUUAGUAACUAACUGGUUUUACUGCCUUCUGUACU
This is a messenger RNA of Xenopus tropicalis (tropical clawed frog), 889 nucleotides long. It is a transcript of the gene h1-8, whose product is annotated as H1.8 linker histone. Lineage: Eukaryota; Metazoa; Chordata; Amphibia; Anura; Pipidae. Gene Ontology annotation, molecular function: DNA binding; structural constituent of chromatin. Gene Ontology annotation, biological process: nucleosome assembly. Gene Ontology annotation, cellular component: nucleus; chromosome; nucleosome. The record is from RefSeq and is marked provisional.